CAUACGAGUCGGGCCUAGCGAGUGUGUGUCGCGCGGAUCAAACUUUCGUCGAGGACGCGUUUAUUCAGUGCAAUCUGUGGCGUUUCGUUUGUGUGGUGUGGACAGACACGUAUUCGUGUUCUCCUCUCUACGUACGCGCGUGCGGGACGCGUAAAACGAUGAAUGGCCACCAAGUGAGAGUGAAAACGCGGCCACGCUCGACCGGCUCGCCGACGGCGUGAAUCAUCGGCAACGCCGGCUGCGAACCUCAGAAGCCCACACAGUGCGACGCACGUUAUAGUCUCCCUUUCUCUCUUUCUUUCUCGCUUUUCGCGCGCGCGCGCGCGCGCGAGCGCGUGUUCCCUCCGACGCGUUCUCCCGUCCUAUCUCUUUUCCUGCGAGAGCAAUCCUCGUAUCCCGUGCCCACCACCUACGCAGGCGAGCGUUAACAGAGUUCUGGUUAAGGGACGGGUUAAUAAAUCCUCUUCCGAGAAUAGUCCCCGUGGUGAUCCACCGCCGGAGAAACGAGAAAGAGAGAGAGAAGCCGCGGAGUAGUAGCCCGUGUACGAAGGUAGCGGAGUGACAGCAAGUGACAGAAUGUCAACGACGGAGAACCAGAACGGCACCGCGGGCGGCGCGCAGAGCAACGGCAUCAAGACGCCCUCGUCGUCGUCGACGACGUCGUCCACGGCGUCGUCGGGCAUCUCGCCGUCCGGCGGUCGCGGCCUGCCGAACAACAGCAACUCGUCCUUCCUCUACAGCAGCAGCACGAUGCUGAGUCGCGAGAAGGCGCGGCAAGUGCCGCCGCCGACCCUACCCAAGUAUACCUCGAGCUUUAACGCCGGCUCGAACGGCGGCGGCGUCGGCACGGCUGCCGAGCGGCUCAGCAGGGACCGCGAGGCCGGCGGCAGCUAUAGACUCGCCAGCCUGGACAGGCUCGCCCUGCGACAGAGGAUACUGGACGGGGAGAAGGCGAACGGCGAGCCCAUCUCGAUUCAGACGAAGCGCGAGCUAUUCUUCAAGGGCGACGGCGCGGGAAUAAUCUCGUCGCCGUCGGUGCCGUCGGUGCCGCCGCCGCAGCCGCCGACGCAGACCCCCGGCUCUCAAAUGAACAACACGUCGUCGUCAUCGGCGACGAACACCACGACGGUUGGAGGUUUAACGUCGCCGAACACGGCGCCGGUGUACUCGAGCGGCAUCGUCGCGGCGAAACCGCGACUACCGUCCGCGGUCUCGACGGCGAUCCCGAACGACCCCUCGGAGGACAGCAACAGGCGCGAAUGCGCCCGGACCGUUAUAUCCAGCGCCAAGGAGGACAGCAACAAGGAGGCCGGUCUGCACCAUGCGCGACCCACGCCGUCCACCAAGCCCAAGGAACUCGACGGCUACGUCGGCUUCGCGAAUCUCCCCAACCAGGUGUAUAGGAAAGCCGUAAAGAAGGGCUUCGAAUUUACUCUCAUGGUCGUAGGGGAAUCAGGACUCGGCAAAUCGACUUUGAUCAACUCCAUGUUCCUGGCAGACAUAUAUAGCGCCGAGUACCCCGGACCUAGUCUCAGGAUAAAGAAGACGGUCGCCGUGGAAACCAGCAAAGUGCUAUUGAAAGAGAACGGAGUCAAUCUUACUCUCACGGUUGUCGAUACCCCCGGUUUCGGUGACGCUGUCGACAACAGUAAUUGUUGGGUGCCAGUAAUCGACUACAUCGAAUCGAAGUACGAGGAAUUUCUCAACGCGGAAUCCCGCGUAACAAGACGACAGAUCCCGGAUAGUCGGGUACACUGCUGCCUCUACUUUGUCGCACCCUCCGGCCACGGAUUGAAGCCACUCGACGUGGAGUUUAUGCAGCGUCUCCACGACAAAGUCAACAUUAUACCGGUUAUCGCCAAAGCGGAUACUAUGACGCCGGAUGAGUGCGCGCACUUCAAAAAACAGAUUUUGAAUGAGAUUGCGCAACACAAGAUAAAAAUCUACGAGUUUCCGGAGGUCGAGGAGGAGGAGGACAACAAAUUUCACAAGUUAUUAAGGGACAGAGUGCCGUUCGCUGUCGUGGGAGCAAAUGCCGUCGUCGAACAUGAUGGCAAGAAAGUGCGGGGCAGAAAAUAUCCGUGGGGAGUUGCGGAAGUCGAGAAUCUGGAACACUGCGACUUCAUAGCGCUCCGAAACAUGGUGGUAAGGACGCACGUGCAGGAUCUGAAAGAUGUGACGAACAACGUGCACUAUGAGAACUUUCGGUGUCGUACCUUGGCCGGUCUAGGUGUGGACGGCAAGCCGACAAAGGCCUCCAAUAAUUUGUGCCCUCCAGGAGUGAUGAACAGUUUCAUGAUGGUGUGGAAUCCGUUGGCGCAGCUGGAAGAGGAGAAGCGUGAACACGAUAACAAGAUGAAGAAGAUGGAAACUGAGAUGGAGCAAGUCUUUGAGAUGAAAGUGCGCGAGAAAAGGCAGAAGCUAAAGGAUUCCGAAGCGGAUUUACAGAGAAGGCACGAGCAAAUGAGACGUUCGUUGGAACAGCAAGUGCGAGAACUGGAGGAGAAGAGACGGGCGUUUGAGGCGGAGAAGACCGCCUGGGAGCAGCAGACCGGUCACAGUAUUGAAGAACUGCGUAGACGCAGUUUAGAAGCGAAUUCGAAAGAGACUGUCGACGGUAAAGAUAAGAAGAGCAAGAAGAAGGGCCUCUUCUAAUCGAUCUAUAAAAAAGAGAGAGAAAGGGAGCGGGCAGGAACGACCCGGCAUGAUUGUCAUACUUCCGGCAUCGCUAUAACUGAUGACGAGUUAGGUAGAUCCGAUCAGCGAUAAACUCGAUUAGCCCGCGAUAUAUAAGGGUCGGCGAUUUCGUCACGUGUUUAACGGAUACUAAAAUCGAAGAGGAACAGCUGCCGAAUUGGAUUCUGUAAAACAGAAUUUGCAAGGGAUCCACGCUUGGCUAUUCUACAUAUGGCUGGAUCUGCGGAUUGAAAAAUCAGAGCUCAUUGAACUGGGAGUUCGCGAAGACGAGAAAUGGUUCCCGGAGAUUCCGUGGAAUCGAGAAAGUAUGAAACUAAAAGUCUUCAGAGCCAAGGAACUGCGAAACAAGCAUCUUCGGUGCCGAGAGAUAUCAAAACAGAAAUCUAUAUAAGAAAAAUUGCAAUAAUUUAAGAAAAAUGUCUGGAGCAAAUUCCUAUAUAGAUUCAUCAAUCUAUGGAACUCGAAGAUCCGCGAUGCCUAGUUUCCGUUCAUACAAAGAUUCGCCGAUCCAAGAGUCCUGAAUGCAAAUUUGACUGAUUGCCGAUCAACUGGAUGCGCCGAUAUUAAUAUUCAGAGGAAAUAUACUCGUCGACGGAGAUCGUGCUAAAGUGUGUUUAGAUUUACGCGGAUGUCCUGCAUCGGCGAGAUGUCCGUUUCGUUUAUGCAAUAUGUGCUUCGUGCAAAUCUACGGACAGAAAGAGAGAGGGAAAGAACGUUCUCCACGACGAAAAAGGUGUGUCUGGCCAUGCUUUUUUGCGCUUCCUACUAGCAUUCAAAAGGAGAUAAGAGAGAGUGUAUGUAUGUGUGUGUGUUUGAAGGGAAGAAAACAAAAGGGAUGCACAGUCGUCCUUUCACGCUCAUUGGCGUUCAUCCACGACCAUCAUUUGCUUACGAUAACAACUGUACAAAAUAAUAAAAAGAAUCCACGUAGACGUAAUUUUUUGGAGAACGUAACUUUCGUAUUUUCCUCGGCGCAAGUGUCAGCUCCGUUUAAACCUAUGUAUCUUUCUGCGUAACACGAGAGCAUCAUGUUUGCCAUCCUCCGCCGAUCGCGAUUACAUUGUGCGUCAUGCGACUGGAUAGAGUUCACGGAACUCAUCAUAUCAAUAUCUUGGAAUGAGAUCAAUUGACCGUUCCUGAAAUAGAGAUGAGAACAUAUACACGGAUUUAUCCUGCUUUCAAAUGAUGAAAUCCAACCUUUGAUCUUUAAAUAUUAAUUAAUCACUAAUCUCAAUUAUUACGAUCAUAUGAUUGAACUUUACGAUUUGGGAUUAUUCGUCUAUCCGAUAAUUCAAAACAAUCAUGGUAGAAUUAUAAUUUAAUUUGUAAUAUUGAAUCAAAGAAUAUUCGAAAUUUUAUUGUGUCUUUUUAUUCUAUCAUUUUUCUUUCUUUUUAAGACUAUCAAAACAUCGACAGUUUUCAAAUACCAAGCAAAAAUAAAGAAGUUUUCACGAAUUCACUAACAAACAACAUCACAAAUAACAUUCUUGAAUUAAUUUUAAAUAGUUUUUAAUAAUAUUUUAACUCUUAAAAGAUAGAAAUGUAUUGAAACUUGAGUGAUCAAAAAGUUGUGAAAAAUUAUGGCGUUUGCUUUAAAUAUUGACCAAGCAAAAAUUUACGAUCUAUAUUAACAAUAUUGAAUAGAGAUUAAGAAAAUUGGCUUCCCAAAAAAAAAUCAUUGAGAUAAAAACAUCGUAUUUUUUGUAAUGUUGUAUGAAAUUAUACAAUUAUAGUCGCGUUGAUUUUCGAUUCUCGCAUUCUUAGCUUGUUCAACUCUCGAUUUUGGGCGGCGCGGCAAUAAAAUACGAGGAAGGAAAAGUGUGAUAUUUGCGCGAUUAGCACAAUCAUGUCGCAGAGGCAGGCUGAACAUGAUAUCGCACAAAACAGCGGCCAUAUAUUAUAUACGUAUAAAUAUAUAUAUAUAUUUAUGUAUAAAUCUCAAGCGAGAGAAAGCGUAAGCAUAAGUCUAAUCCAUGUAUAUGUACGCGUAAAACGCCGCGGCAGAGACGCGACGAAUCGAUUAUAUAUGAUAAGAACGGAUCAUUGUAUAAAUAUAGUAAAUCUAGGUGUGUUAUGUAUACCGCGAUUCGAGACAGUGCGCCUUCUCCUUCUCCCUGUGUGUUUAGAUCAAAGUCACUACGUUUAAAGAGAUCGCUACGGCGUAAAAUUAAUUCUGGGUUCCUUAUUACGAGCGCCGAGUCAUUUUCGGAACAGUAAUUUCUGUAUGAUUGUACGUACACGAACAACAUCGCUUUCGUCUCUGUUAGAAAACUAUUAUAAUUGCAGCAAAAAUAAAAAAUUUUUUUUUUUUUUUUUUGGAAAAUUAUUUUCCAGUAUAAUGAUUUUUUCUUGACAAAAAAGUGUGUAAUUAUUGGUUUUAUAAUAUUAGAAGUAAAAGAUUAAACAAAUAUGAAUUAAAACAACGAUUUUUUUAAGGCUUUUCUUACUCCGAUAAAGUGUUAUUCAAAAAAUGAUUGUAAUCAUAAGGUAGCCUGAAAUUAUUGACGUCGUUGAUGUUUAUACGAUUGACAUUUACAUUCGAAUCGGAGGCGCGCGCCGUCUGGAAUCUGUCCACGUCGAUAUGUUUAGGGGCUAAGCUACAAAUUAAGUUACUCCUGUGCCAAGAUGAGCGAGGGAAUGAGAGCAAUUUUCUAACGCUGUAGCGAGCGGUCUCUUCAGUUACCGCGAAGUGAAACACACGAGGUGUUCUUCGUGGGAAGAUUCCCCUUAGAUGCGUUUGAAGGGUUCAAGGGAUCACGUGCUCACAUUUAACCUUCCAACGAGUAUCUCAAACGCAUUCGAUUUCGUUUCUCUAGUAGCCAGAUGUUAGGUCUGGCGAGUUUGCUUAUUUGAUGUCACGUAAUUUAUUCUAAUAUUCGAUCUCAUGGGAAAGAGAUUUAUUUCUUUUUAAUUAUAUUCUUUCUAGAGAUUUCUAUUUCUUUGAAAUGUAUUCAUUUCUUUGUUAAAUAUAGAAAGUAGAACAGAAGAAGAAGCGGCUAAAAAGAACAGAUCUCGAGGAAACGAUGCGGAGGCCAGUAAAAAUUCGUUUUACGAUAAAAAGUCGUUUGACGAUUGUCUCUAUUAAUUUCUAUUCGAUAUCAUCAUUUUAUUUUAUCGCACUACACUUCCCCCGUUUUCUUCAUCUCGUGGGGAUGAAAAACGCGCGCGCCACAUUCCUAUUUUCUACGCAUUUUUCUAAAUAGGCUCGCCGGCUCGAGCGUGCGCCGAGAUAUGGCCAAUUAAUCUCUCGUUGGUAUACGUGUCGAGUAAUCGAAAGUAAGAUAAACGAGCGGAGCCAUGUUUAUGAUAGUAACGGAAAUACAAAGAUCCGAGAGAAAAAGGCGAGAAAGCAGAAAUCCAGGUUGUAGAUAUCCAAGAAUCGCGAAAAGCAUUUAUUAAAUAUGAGUUAUUUAAAAAAAUUUGCAAGAACUGUCAAAUAUACUUUUAGCAAAACUAUUGACAUUGUCGAGCUCUAAAUUUCAAUUAUCAAUAUAAUGAUAAUGAUGCAUGAUAGUGAUAUUGAACAUCGAUAUUAAUCAAUUACGGUGAUUAAUGCUGUGUUUCAGUUCAUAAAAUCUUAGUGUAGUUAAUUUCAUGCAUCAUCAAUCAACAUAUUCAAAUUGAGAGAGAGACUUUCUUUAACAUUUUAUUAGUGAUAUGGAAUCCUCUUGGAAUUUUGCUUCGCACAUUUUGCUCGAAUCGAAGUAGUCGAUUGUACUUAAUUAUCGUGUGAAAUUCCUGAUUGUUCUGCUUUUGCAGCCGAAGACGAUGUCGAGUCGGAUGAAGAAUGUUACUUAAGGUCAUAUCCCCAAGGUCAAGUGGCCAAGCGACGUUAUCGAUAAUUAUAUGUAUUUCUUAAUGAACGAUGCUUGUAAUACGGUUACUCAUAGGAAUAUUGUAAAGUGACUACUUUAUACGCGAUAAUCGAUGUGAUUACAUUAGUUCCGGGAAUGAAAGAUAAAGAAAGAAAAAAAAGAGAGAAAGCGAAAGAGAGAGACUGGCGAGGGAAUAGAUAAACGAAACAAAUUAUAUAUAUUUUGCCGUGCCAGACGAAAACGAAAGCUGCCGCCGCUAAUUGUAGAUGUAAUAACGACUCACUAUUGUAUCGCGACGAACACUUUAGAGAGAGUAUGUAUCCAGUAAAUUAUAUAUAAAACUAUAACAAAAAA
Formica exsecta is the source of this 6866-nucleotide messenger RNA. It is a transcript of the gene pnut, whose product is annotated as septin-7. Gene Ontology annotation, molecular function: GTP binding; molecular adaptor activity; GTPase activity. Gene Ontology annotation, biological process: cilium assembly; cytoskeleton-dependent cytokinesis. The transcript has 11 exons. Gene Ontology annotation, cellular component: septin complex; cell division site; microtubule cytoskeleton. The record is from RefSeq and is a predicted model, not a curated record. Lineage: Eukaryota; Metazoa; Arthropoda; Insecta; Hymenoptera; Formicidae. The coding region runs from base 577 to 2655 and encodes 692 amino acids.